Phanerochaete carnosa HHB-10118-sp is the source of this 855-nucleotide messenger RNA. RefSeq lists its product as uncharacterized. Lineage: Eukaryota; Fungi; Basidiomycota; Agaricomycetes; Polyporales; Phanerochaetaceae. The transcript is spliced from 4 exons. Gene Ontology annotation, cellular component: GPI-anchor transamidase complex. Gene Ontology annotation, molecular function: GPI-anchor transamidase activity. Bases 1 to 855 code for a protein of 284 amino acids. Gene Ontology annotation, biological process: attachment of GPI anchor to protein; protein localization to cell surface; proteolysis. The record is from RefSeq and is a predicted model, not a curated record.
AUGGCAGUCGUGGGGGAUGUUCGGGCUGGGGCGGCGCGAACAGAGGAGGGAGCAGACGAGUCUGAAGGAGUUGGAUCUCAACUGGGCGUGGUGGUCUGGGAUGGCUCGGAUGUGCCACGCCUUCGCUCUGAGUCUUCGACAUCUUUAGAAAUCAGCGCUUAUGACAUAGCUGACGCGUUUGAACAAAUGUGGCAGAAGAAGCGAUACAACGAGAUCUUUUUCAUGAUCGAUACCUGUCAAGCAAAUACAAUGUAUUCAAAGUUCUAUUCGCCAAAUAUCCUCGCAACGGGUUCUUCACAGAUUCGCGAAAACUCUUACUCCUACGAGAAUGACAACGACAUUGGUGUUGCAGUCAUCGAUAGUUACACACAUCAUGUUCUGGAGUUCAUGGAAGGUAUUGGCAAGACCAGCCAUAAAUCAAUACAGGAUCUGGUGCGUGCUAUCGGUUUCGAGAAGAUACACUCCCAUCCAGGUGUCCGCUCAGAUCUCUUCCGGAGGCCACUUCGCCAAACACUCGUGACAGACUUUUUUGGAGGCGUUGCACAGGCAGAAAUUCUCCCUUCGCUACUCGUCCCUUCUGAUGAGGUUACUUCGAACAUGUCAAAGCCACUAGACAUACGACCAUCUGCGCCAAACAUGUCCGCGAGGCUGGCGGACCCUGUCGAGAUGUACCGUACGAAUGAUUCGUCUGGUGAACAUCGAGUUGCGCCCACGAGAACCCUUGACACGGCCGCGAUCUUCAACAGCUACGCGGAGGCUGACCGAGGACCGUUCUCUGUCGCCGCACGCGCGUGGGCUUCGGUAGCUCUCGCCGGGAGCCUUAUAGCGUGGGUUAUACGGACUAGCAAGCAGUAG